AAUGAAAGGAAAAAUGAAAGAUUUGAUUCACAUUUUUUUCUUUCUAAAUUCUUAAUGGAGAAAGAACUCAAAAAUACAACGCUCGCUUUUGACACAUAAGCCAUAGAUAUUCAUUCUUUUUCUUUCACAAUUUUCACACCUUAAUUUCACACCAUAUAUCCCCACUUUCAUUUUCCCUACAUAUAAAACCUUUCUUCUUCUCUCUCCCCAAAUCUUUUUCCUCUCCAUUUUCUUAACCAAAACUAUCUCUCAAAACAUCAAGUUCAACCAAACAUAUAUAUACCCUUUUUAAAUAAUCAAUCUGGGGUUAUUAUUAUAUGGAUCCUCAUCUUCAUCACCAUCACCAUCAACAUCAUCAGCAACAACAACAACAAAAUCCAUUUAGUCUUCAAAGUGUGAAUGUAGAUACAAGUGGUGGAGGGGUUAAUAUUGGUACAACUAGUGGAGAUAGAUUUCCUCAAUGGAGUAUUCAAGAAACAAGAGAUUUUUUGAUGAUUAGAGCCGAGUUGGAUCAAACUUUCAUGGAAACUAAAAGAAACAAACUUUUAUGGGAAGUCAUAGCCACAAAGAUGAAAGACAAAGGUUACAAUCGUAGCCCUGAACAGUGUAAAUGCAAGUGGAAAAAUCUCGUUACGCGCUAUAAGGGAUGUGAAACGCUUGAACCAGAAGCUCUACGACAACAAUUUCCAUUUUACAACGAGUUGCAAGCGAUUUUCGCGGCUAGGAUGCAGAGAAUGCUGUGGAUAGAGGCAGAAGGUGGCGGCGGGUCGAAGAAGAAGACUAUUUCUCAGCUGUCUUCUGAUGAAGAGGAAGAAAAUGAGGAUAGUGAAGGAGAAAAAGUAGUUGGUAUAACAAAAAAGAAAAGAAAGGUGAAGGGAAAUAAUGUUAACAUUGUUGGUAGUAGUUCUAGUGGUGGUAGUGGGAAUUUAGUGAAUAGUUUUAAGGAGAUUUUGGAUGAUUUCAUGAAGCAACAAAUGGCAAUGGAAAUGCAAUGGUUAAAAGCUUAUGAAGCAAAGGAAGAAGAGAGGAGAAUAAAGGAAAUGGAAUGGAGACAAACAAUGGAGGCAUUAGAAAAUGAGAGGUUAAUGAUGGAAAGAAGAUGGAGAGAAAGAGAAGAACAAAGGAGGAUUAGAGAAGAAGCUAGAGCUGAGAAAAGGGAUGCACUUAUUACAGCUCUUUUGAACAAGCUUAGAAGAGAAGAUCACAACAUGUAACCUUAUCCUUUCGCCGAUAAAAUUGGAACGAUACAGAGAAGAUUGACAUAUAACCCUAUUAGGGUAUAAAGGAAGUGGAAUAUUAGCUAGCUCUAGCUAAUUAGACUAACUGCUUUCUUGAUUAAAUUUUGCUGAUGAUCAUGUUCUGGGGGAAGUUUAAAAGAAGAUAAAAUGAAGCCCUUUGAUCAGAGGUUUGUCUUGAACUUACUCUUCUUGUAGUACUGAAACACAAACAUAAUGCUCCAUGCAUUUCAUGUCUCUUCUUUCCUUUUGCAAGUUAUAAAAUUUCUUAUUUCUUGAUCUUUAUGUGCUCUUGAGGUUUAAUUAUUAUCUUGCAUUUCUUAGUUAUAUCCUAGUAUGCAAAGCAACUUACUUUCUUAUGUUUAAAUUUUUUUGAGGAAGAUAGUAAUAAAAAUGAUACUUCCUCCAUUUGUUUUAUUUUAUGUGAUAUUCUUUUAUUUUAGUCCGUCUUGAUUAUUCUUUAUAUUUAUAAAUAAUUGAAUUUUAAAAUUUCCAUGCAAUAGAGGGACACAUAAUUCCAAUUCAAUGGUCCUUCGUUUGUCUUUCUAUUCUAAUUUUCUUUGUUUUAUCGAUGGUAGAAUUAAGGCUUCAUUUACUUGGAUGAAUCCAAUACAACGGUUCAUGGUAUAAACUUAAUUACCAUUUGAAUAGCUGGUGAUACGCGUAAAUGGAAAGUCAAACUUUGGACUUGGAGCAUUUCAGAUAUUGUUACACCUUUUUCCUGGUGAUAGGCUGUCUAGAUACUUGUAAUGAUUGCCCAAUCUUUUUGCCAAAGUUUUUAAAACUAGAUCUCAUACAUUUAACUAUUUAUCAUUUUCACCCUUGGCGGACCCAAAUUUUAAGUUUAUAAAUUUUGAAGAGUGAUGGAGUUAGAGUAUGUUGUACGAGUUCAAACGAAUCCAAUGACUUUUUUUAUAUCUUAUAUUUGUAUUAGAAAAUUUAUGAUAUAUGCAUAAAUAUUUAGUUGUGAAACCGGUUAUUAAGACGAUCGAGAGCUAUGGGUUCGAUGCAAGUAAUUAAGAACCCACAAAUUAAACUUUAAAUCCUGAAUCUGCCUCUAGUUCUGAACCCGCAAUUUUGUUUGCUUACCGGGUUCGAAAUAAAUUCCUUAUACAUAUCAAGUGAAUUUCUUAAUAUAAGUACAACAUCUAAGCCAAAACUAUUAGGUUCUGCCGAACUCAUAACUUAUGUAAAUCCGCCCGUGAUAUUGGACAUGCUGGAUACAACAUCUAAUAACUCGAAAACAGUUCUUGUAAUUCCCCUGUUCAUUUUAUAUAAUACCUUUUAGAAUAAAAUCUUUGAUACUUGAAAACUCUUUAAUUCUAAAGACCUUUAGUAUGUAUCAAAAAAAAUUCUUUCUUACUUUUAAAAAUUUGUGCCCAAUUAAUCAAAUACUACCAUAUAAAAUAAAGUGGAUGUAACAUAACUUUAUAGAUUUUAUGUAGAUCCUUAAUGGUGCAUUAUGCAAUCCUUUAGUUAUUGUCCAUUAAUUUUAACAUGCAUUAAUGAUGGAGAGAUCAAGUUAUUCUUAUCUUUCCAUGUUUGUUCUAUGAAUAAAAUUAAAAGACCAAGUACUUUCCUUACUUUAUAUGAUUGAUUGCUAAGAUAUUGUGCAUCUUAAUUCAAUGUCUAGGUUACCCUAUUCUGCUAUUCGUAUCUUAUUAAUUAUUUCGUUUUCAAGGUAUGAAGAAUAAAUAAACAAAUAAGAAAAAUCCUUGUGUUGGUUCAUGUAUGCUUGCACAUAAAAACCAAAGUAGGGAAACAGACCAAUCAAUUAAUUAAUACUCAAUGACACAACUAUUUGCUUCUGUUACAAAAUAUGAUGCAAUGCAUGUAUCUCUUUCUUGGGAAACUAAUUUGUUCAGAGUUAUGUUGUUACUUUUAACAACUUUCUUUUUUGGUUUUCUUAUUCUUUCAUCCAAAUAUAGUUUAAGUUGUUACAUGCACCCAUAUUUAUUUGUGAAAUUUCAAGUUACAUGGUGCUUUGUUCGUCUAUUUAGUUCAAGCAGUUAGUACAUAUACACUUUUUUUCCUUUUCCUCUGUUGGUAUCUGGGGCGAAAAAAGAAAAGAGAGGGAUGAGUCUUGCUUUUGGUGUUACAGCCCCCAGUGGAGGCUUGCAUGACGGCCCAUAAUUGGAUCAGUAGUAGAGCGCGCCUCCGAUAAUUGUAUCAUUGUGUCUGGGUUGUGAGGGCUCUCAGCCAUGAAUAGUUCAAUGUCUAUCGGCGUCGAUUUUCUCAUAAAUUUGAGUCUGUUGUUUUUAAAUUAUCAAAGAGAAUUACACAUA
Molecule: messenger RNA, 3520 nt
Organism: Nicotiana tabacum (common tobacco)
Lineage: Eukaryota; Viridiplantae; Streptophyta; Magnoliopsida; Solanales; Solanaceae
Product: trihelix transcription factor GT-3b-like
Source: RefSeq, a predicted model, not a curated record